Molecule: messenger RNA, 432 nt
Organism: Echinostoma caproni
Lineage: Eukaryota; Metazoa; Platyhelminthes; Trematoda; Plagiorchiida; Echinostomatidae
Source: the annotation of a GenBank genome assembly
AUGGUUAGUGGGUCUAGUCGGCUGAGCGAGUUUUGGCUAGCCCAGGUUAAGUUAGCUAAUGUGACUAAUCAGUUAGCCAAGUUUGCUCAGUUAGUAGGUCACAUUCCAACGUCUGUGGCCCCGGGUCUGCGCGACAUUGUCUGCAAACCACCAUCAGAUCGACUGUAUGACGAACUCCGUGAGGCGAUCCUAGGCAGAUUCGGAGCCGUAGCCCUAGGCGCCCACGAUCAGGCUCAUCGUCGAUUUGGACUUGCUGGUAUGAUCGUUGGUACGGUGACGCCUCAGCAAGUUGCCUUACACCGUGAAGCUACACACCCAAAUCGGAAAACCGAUAACCCGACCGGCCCAGGCGACGACCGUGUCCGGCUCGCCAUAAACAAGUCGCCUGUUCUUCGUCACCGACCGACAUACCGGAAUACGCUUCCUAGUUGA